AUGUCACAAGUUCAAAGAAACAUACCUUCAUUUUCAACGGUUACCUCCAGUUUUAAAUCUUAUAUAUUGUCUUUACCACUUUUAACAACCAUAAUCGCUUGUAUUUCUAUAAUUUUUUAUAUAAUUGAUGCUACUGGCAGUAACAUAAUAUAUAAUGCCUUAGCUUUGGAACCUGAAAGUUUCUUUGAAGGACAAAUAUGGCGUCUUUUCACUUAUCCAUUACCGCAUUUUUCUCUUGGUCAUAUCCUCUUCAAUUUGCUUGCCUUUUUACCAUUGAGUACAACUAUUGAGCAUACAAUUGGAACUUUAGAAUAUUUAUAUGUUCUAAUAACCAUAUUUACAAUAAUGUCUGGUUCGUUCUAUUUGAUUGGCUCAUUAAUUUUUGAUUAUAAAUCAAUGAUGGUAGGAGGUUUAAGCACUUGGGUAUUUGGAGUUGUAGUAUGGGAAAGUAGAGAAUUAGCUGGAAAAGAGAGAGAUUCCAGCACACUUUUAUCCAAUAGUGUUACUAUUAAUAAUGAUUCAUUUGGUUAUAUAUCUUGUAUUCUACCAUCUUCUGGCUUUUUCUCUCAACUUGAAAAUAAAACAGCCCUUUCUAGACUUGUAAAUUUUCGUGGAUUUAUCAAAGCGGAAGAGGGUAGUAGAGGUGGAUGGUGGUUACCACUUUGGAAUGAGGAUACAUUAGAAGAACCUUUAGAAUCAUCCAAUGAUGUUAUAUAUGAGGAACACGAAGAACAUGAAGAACAUGAGGAACAUCAGGAACACGAGGAACAAAAUGACGAUAAUAAUUUAGCCUCAUUAAAUGCCGAAGAAAAUAAUCAUUCAGAAUCUCAUAACUUGACAACAAAUUCAAUUUUUGUUGUAUCAUCAAACUCUUCUACUCCAGAAGCAACAUCACCACUAACAACUACCACAAUGACUGAUCCUAUUUUAAACAGCUCGACAACCAAUGUUACGUUAACAUCUGAAAAUAAUACAAAAGACGUUCAACUAGUGGCAGCAGAAUAA
Messenger RNA from Entrophospora candida, 1005 nucleotides. The record is from the annotation of a GenBank genome assembly. Lineage: Eukaryota; Fungi; Glomeromycota; Glomeromycetes; Entrophosporales; Entrophosporaceae.